GAUUGUAUAAGUGAUUUGUUUAACCUUUAGCUGCUGGCAAUCUACUUUAUUCUAUGCUACUGCAAAAAUGUACGUGAUUUUGCCUUUUUUGAUACAUUCAGUGCUAAGCGCAAAUAUUUUGCAUAUUGCUACGAUUGGUAGCCGGAGUCAUCAUAUAUGGAAUCGUGCUCUCGCAAUUGGCCUAACCGAGAAAGGCCACAAUGUUACCCUGCUCACUCAUACAUCGGAAGACCAGAAACUGAAAAACUUCCAUAUUAUUUUACUGGAAGGUUUUUUUGAGAAAGGAUUUGAUGGUUUCAAUUUAGAUUCACUACCAGAAACAGACGCCCUUUCUGGUAUAAAAUUGUUGUACGAUUUCUCACGUUACUCAUGUGAGCACGACUUUCAAACAAAGGGUUUGAAAACCUUAAUAAACUACCCAAAGGAUUUUAGAUUUGAUCUAAUCAUUAUCGAUAUCACCCUACAGCAGUGCCUCUACCCAUUGAUCGACAGAUUUAACAAUCCACCGUUGGUGGCUGUUACACCUUUUUUACUUCCACCUGUUUUGGCGCAUAUCUUUGGCAAUCCCUUGCAAACUGCGUACAUGCCUUACUACAGUACAAAGUAUAGCGAUAAAAUGACCUUUCUGGAAAGAAUUAAAAAUUUUCUUCUCAUCCAUGCCGAAAUUUUGUAUAAACGGUAUAUUGGUACUCCAACGGAGUUAAAUUUGGCAAGAAAGUAUUUUGGUGAGCAUAUACGGGACUUUGAAGAAAUUGAAAGGAAUAUAUCGAUAUUAAUAAGUAAUUACGAUCACAUAUUAGGCUUUCCUUUGGCAUUAGCACCAAAUAUCAUACCAGCAGGAGGAUUGCAUAUAGCGCCAGUUAAACCGCUACCAAACGACCUGAAAACGAUUGCAGACAGCGCAAACGACGGUUUGAUAGUAUUCACAUUGGGUAGUUACAUAAGAUCCGAUCAGCUGAGUAUCACGAAAAGAACUGCAAUUCUGAACGCGUUUGCCAAACUUCCACAGACGAUAAUAUGGAAAUUUGAAAGCGAGAUAAAGGGUCUUCCCAAAAAUGUUAUUGUGCGCAAAUGGUUACCACAGAACGAUCUUUUAGGGCAUCCAAAGGCCAAAUUGCUCAUUACACAUGGAGGCGGACUAAGCACUCAGGAAGCAAUGCAUCAUGGAGUACCAGUCAUCGCAAUACCCUUCUUUUCAGAUCAACACGCCAACGCAGGAAAGCUGGUCAAGAGACAGAUGGCUAAAAUGUUGACGUACCACGAAAUAACAACGGAAAAAUUAUAUUCCGCAAUAAUGGAGAUCAUCGGCAAUCCCAUUUACAGCAAAAAUAUAAAGGAGUUGUCACUGAGGUAUAAGGAUCAGUCAGAAGAGCCACUAAAGAAAGCUGUUUAUUGGGUUGAGUACGUGUUACGGCAUGGUGGUGUGACGAAUUUAAGUUUGGCCUCGAGGGAUAUGUCGAUUUUUGAAGCAACAAGUUAUGAUGUUGUCUUGGUGGUGUUGUUAGGAUUGUACCUUUUGUACUCAUUAACUUUAUUUGUAUUUACUUGUAUCAGAUUUACAUAUCGCACGUUAAGUGGUAGGACGUAAAUUGAUUAUUGACCCAUUUUAAAUUAUUAUUAUUUAUAUUACAUAAAUGACGAUAAAGAACCUGUAGGACCUGAAAAUGAAAUGUCACAUACAAGUUGUAGAGAUACCAAGUAACUGUGUGAUAGUCCCUGUUUUUUUUAUGGUCCAGGAACGUUGGGUCGCCUACCUACACUUCUCUCCAUAAUGGUUUUUGAUUCAAGGAAGUACGAUGAGACCAAAAGAUUCUACGUCACCUUCCUAUAAUUCAACAGUCCUUCGUGUUUUUAAAGUUCUUUUUGCCUUGAUCAUCCACAAACGAAUGUUUUAAAAAGGAAAGUAUUUUCCUUUUCAAAAAUAAAAAAUUGAUCAAAGUCCUCGUGUGAGAUCGAAGGGACUUCAGCCACUUAUAUUUAAAAAUAGAAGUCGUAAAGUAAGUUUAUCAAAUAUAUUUACUGUUUUUUCAAAAAAAGACGUACGACAAUCGGCUUGUGGUAGGAAAAAUAACAUUAAAUAUAAUCUAUUAAGCAAUGACUAUAAGGCUUGUCGGAGGCUGCCGCAUUCCCUUUGAGGAUUUGACUUCACCACCAGUAAGAUCGUGUCUGGGGCUACCACGUUCCCUUUGUUGGUACCUACUUUCGAAUCCCCGUUCAGUCGCAAUUCGCGUUUGAAGAUUUGACUUUA
Molecule: messenger RNA, 2248 nt
Organism: Photinus pyralis (common eastern firefly)
Lineage: Eukaryota; Metazoa; Arthropoda; Insecta; Coleoptera; Lampyridae
Product: UDP-glucuronosyltransferase 2B17-like
Exons: 5
Coding region: 68-1588 (506 amino acids)
Molecular function (GO): UDP-glycosyltransferase activity
Source: RefSeq, a predicted model, not a curated record